ACCAUUUUCCUCCUCACCCGAAAGCAGACGUGUUCUGAGAACGAGGCCGGCAGCAGUUCUAGACACAUUGUGCCGCCUGUCCUUGUCCCGCUGCCGCAGCCGCUGGACAUGGAGCCCCCAGUCCAGAUCUUCCGCGGUGAGCCGGGCCCCACCUGCUCCCCGAGCACCUGCCUGCCCCCCAACGGCAGCGGCUGGUUCCCGGGCUGGGCAGAGCCGGACGGUAACGGCAGCGCGGGCUCGGAGGACGGGCUGCUGGAGCCGGCUCACAUCUCCCCGGUCAUCCUGGUCGUCAUCACGGCCGUCUACUCCGUGGUGUUCGUCGUGGGCUUGGUGGGCAACUCGCUGGUCAUGUUCGUGAUCAUCCGAUACACAAAGAUGAAGACAGCAACCAACAUCUAUAUCUUCAACCUGGCUUUGGCAGAUGCACUGGUAACCACAACUAUGCCCUUCCAGAGCACGGUCUAUUUGAUGAACUCCUGGCCCUUUGGGGAUGUGCUGUGCAAGGUGGUCAUCUCCAUCGACUAUUACAACAUGUUCACAAGCAUCUUCACCUUGACCAUGAUGAGUGUGGACCGUUACAUCGCCGUGUGCCACCCUGUCAAGGCUCUUGACUUCCGCACACCCCUGAAGGCGAAGAUCAUCAACAUCUGUAUUUGGAUCCUGUCUUCAUCUGUUGGCAUCUCUGCCAUAGUCCUUGGAGGAACCAAAGUUAGGGAAGACAUGGAAGUCAUCGAAUGCUCCCUACAGUUCCCGGAUGACGACUACUCCUGGUGGGACCUGUUCAUGAAGGUCUGUGUCUUCGUCUUCGCCUUCGUCAUCCCCGUCCUCAUUAUCAUUGUCUGCUACACCCUCAUGAUCCUGCGCUUAAAGAGCGUCCGCCUCCUCUCCGGCUCGCGAGAGAAAGACCGCAACCUGCGGCGGAUCACCAGGCUCGUGCUGGUGGUGGUGGCCGUCUUCGUCGUCUGCUGGACCCCCAUCCACAUUUUCAUCCUCGUGGAGGCCCUGGGGAGCACCGCCCACAGCACGGCUGCCCUCUCCAGCUACUAUUUCUGCAUCGCCCUGGGCUACACCAACAGCAGCCUGAACCCCAUUCUCUAUGCCUUCCUUGACGAAAACUUCAAGCGGUGUUUCCGGGACUUCUGCUUUCCCAUUAAGAUGAGGAUGGAGCGCCAGAGCACAAGCAGGGUCAGAAAUACCGUUCAGGAUCCUGCCUAUGUGAGGGAGGUUGAUGGGGUAAAUAAACCAGUAUGACUAGUCGUGGAGAUGUCCUCUUACAGUCCUCCGGGUAGAGAAGAGUUCAAUGAUCUAGGAUUAACUCAGAUUACUACCGCAGUCUGAGAUGGAAAGGGAGAAAUUUUAACAAACUUUUAGAAAUCUUGUGGUUCUGAGAUCGCAAGAUGCAGGCUGUGUUAGCGACUCAGGUCGGUGGAAACAUCAGGGCCCUGGGGAUGGAGCACAGGAGAUCAGAGCGAGCAGACACAGCCCCUUCUAGGGCAGAGAAGUGGUGCUGACUCCCAGUUCCUUUGAUGAACCAAGAAAUAAGCCUUUUUCUUCUGGUUCCCUACCUUUAAUUCAGGACCCAUUCUUCUGAGACUUUCCUAGGCAAUGUGGUGUUCAAAGCUCUAUUUAGGAAAAAGAAAAAUGCAGUGAUUUCAGAGCUUAGUGGCUCUCCAGUCCAGACACAACUUCAGACAGCAAUGACCUCGGUAAGAAGACCCAUGUCCGGAGCCCUGCCCAGCUCACUUUAUGCCAAGUGGACAUGCAUUUCCUACAGCUGCAGGGUGAGGAUUUCAGCUUAAGACUCCACCCCUGGGGUGUCUGCUGUUCACGUGUAGCAGAAAAUUAUCCUGAUGUUUACGAAGUUAUUUAAAUAUACAAAAGGUAUUUUCCGACAUCGUUUAAUUUCUUGAAAACUAUGGUUGGUUUGUUUUUAGCAUGCUCUUCAGACAGAUAACCUCAUGAUAAAGCAUGUCCUGUUGUUAAGAGACACAAAGUGGUUUCAAUACCACCAAAAAAAAUGUACAGUUUUAUCUGUAAAUAAUAGUAUAUGUGCAAAUAAGGAAUGGGCUUGUCUUCCCACCAAGUGGCUUCCCUGGGACAUGCUGAUAAAACCCUGAGUCAUUUAGGGCUGAUGCAAAGAUGCUAUGCUGAUGCAUAAGCUUUUGUCUGGGAUCAGCCAUGUGUCACAUACUCUGAGUCCCUUAGCACUGUCAGCCCUUUAACAGGGCUCAGAACUCAUAUGCUAAUGAAUCAGGAACUAUUUAACUCACUCCCAGGUGGUAGCCUUGGCAGAAUCUAGUUUAUAAGCUGUAUCUUUUUAUGAACAUAUCACUAUUACCAGAUUCUCUCUGUUCAUGAAAGGAGGGCAUCUUGUUCAUGUGAAUCUUGAGAUACUGUUUUGUGGCUUUUAGCCGGAAGUGAAAUUGAUCCUAAUUGUGGGGGAAUGAGGACAUUAUGUCACUCUCGGUGCUGGAACAUAGCUGGCACAGUAUUUGGUGAGGAGCACACCUGCUGAGGAUAAUGCUGGCAGGGGGCACAUUUAGAGUAAUUUUGCUAGAACUUCGAGAUAACGUAUAACUUCUUCCUCCUUUACCCGGAAACUUAUGGUUUCGAGGUAAUGGCUUUUUCUGCAGUUUGCCUGGGCAGAAGAAAGGGCUAAUUUAGAAAUAACACCCAUCUCUUCUUUAAGCCUGUAUGUUAGGGCAACACCCUUUGGAAUUUAUAGCGAUGUGAAACGUAACUGCAGACGUCACUACAUCUACAAGACGUGUUCACUGUGGACUUCCUACUGUGUGUGCACUCUACUUUUGCAAAUGUACCUUGCAUGGGAGGUUUUUACGUGGCUCCAGAAUUUCACCGUGACGUGCGUGCUGAGUCGCUCAGUCAAGUCUGACUUUUUGCCACUCUAUGGACUGUAGCCUGCCAGGCUCCUCUGUCCAUGGGAUUUCCUAGGCAGGAAUACUGGAGUGGGUUGCCAUUUCCUCCUCCAGGGUUCCUGUGAUGAUGCUUGUGUUCCAGAUUUUCACAGCACCUAACAUGGAUGGGUGAAGACAGCAGGGCAAGGUUUUCCCUGAUGAAAAUGUAGUGUUUUUUGAGCAUUUCUUAGAUUUCAUUGAUUUUCUUAGGUGUCCUUGUAUUCUUACAACACAUAGGAAUGGCUUGAAUAUUGGUUGACUUUCACCCCAUGGCUGAAAGUUCUUACCAUCCUGUGGGAGGGAUAUUUACAUGGAGAGUAGUUCCAGGAAGAAAUCCUGCUGAUAUGGAAAAUAGGAAAACCUCCUUAAAUUCACAUUCCAUGUGUCCUCGCAGCAUCUUGCCAUGACUGGAGUAUAAAUGUUAGACUGAACAUUGUGUAGCUCUGAGCAUUAUGUAGCUCUUCAUGGGUAAGUUUGUACCCCAGGAGAGAGAGAUACAGCCCUCAAUGCUCGUGAGGUCAUGGUGUUCUAAGCAUCUUCUUUGUCAUAAGCACCUUUGUUCCCAGACUGGAAGAGGAGAGGAUGGCUGUGUCAUUUUAGGGCAGGAUUUAAAGAAUGAUCAACUGAAUCACAUUUGUUAGGAAAAGUACCACUUACACAGAUGUAUUUCUUUGUCAAAAGUGUGUAUGUAUGUGUGUGCAAGUUGAGUGUAUAUGUGUGUGUGUGUGCAUGUACCAUGUGUGACUAUGUGUGUGUCUGGGUCCCAUCUCUUGAUGUUCCUGUCUCACAUCACGGCAAGGAGUGCAAUGUCCGCUGUGUCUCCUUAGGACCAGAAAUGAGUGUUUCUAACCUUGAAUUCAAUGUCCUCCAUGAAUUCUUUCCUCCCUGGUAAAAUCUUCUUGGAGACAGGACGUAGUGAAGGGUCAGGAAAAAUGCAUAAGAAGGAAACACCUUACAGCCAUGAGGAUAAAAAAAACUCCUGCAAUUCUGACCUGAAGGAGAGUAAGAACCACCAUUAGUGUCUUGAAUUACUCUUAUGAAUCUGGAUGCAUCCCUAUGCAAAAUUUGAGUCAAAACUCUAGGCUUAUUAUUAAAAAGGAACCAUAGUUUGGAAAGAUAGUUUUCAAAAAUCAAGGAAAAUUCACAAACAUCUUAAUAAAAUGGUUUCAUUUGAUGAUGCAUUGCUGAGAAAUGAAGUCCUUAAAUCUGCAUAACUGUUAUCCAGGCAAUUUAUAUAUAGAUGCUUCCUCUAGUAUUGGGACAUAAGAUAAAUAACUGGAAUAAAAGGACUACAUCAGCUGGCUUUAAAUUAGAGCUUUUUAUGGAGAAAACUGUGACAGGGUUGUAUGUCCAUUCAGUGGGGUUUGUUUUCCAAGCAAGAGCUGUUUGGAAGAU
Capra hircus (goat) is the source of this 4310-nucleotide messenger RNA. It is a transcript of the gene OPRK1, whose product is annotated as opioid receptor kappa 1. Gene Ontology annotation, molecular function: neuropeptide binding; dynorphin receptor activity. Lineage: Eukaryota; Metazoa; Chordata; Mammalia; Artiodactyla; Bovidae. The record is from RefSeq and is marked provisional. Gene Ontology annotation, cellular component: membrane; neuron projection. Gene Ontology annotation, biological process: sensory perception of pain; neuropeptide signaling pathway; G protein-coupled opioid receptor signaling pathway.